This is a messenger RNA of Dryobates pubescens (Downy woodpecker), 440 nucleotides long. It is a transcript of the gene MRAP, whose product is annotated as melanocortin 2 receptor accessory protein. Bases 144 to 401 code for a protein of 85 amino acids. Gene Ontology annotation, molecular function: type 4 melanocortin receptor binding; signaling receptor regulator activity; type 1 melanocortin receptor binding. The record is from RefSeq and is a predicted model, not a curated record. Gene Ontology annotation, biological process: regulation of adenylate cyclase-activating G protein-coupled receptor signaling pathway; protein localization to plasma membrane. Gene Ontology annotation, cellular component: endoplasmic reticulum; plasma membrane. The transcript is spliced from 3 exons. Lineage: Eukaryota; Metazoa; Chordata; Aves; Piciformes; Picidae.
AGUACCAAGGCAGUCCUUGAGCUGCAGGACCCCAGAGUGAUUUACAUAGGCAUCAGUUAUGCAAUCUCUUUCUGAGGGUGCUGAAGUACAGUGAAAAAAAGAUUUGGUUGGAGUUCUGAGCUAGUUUAAAAUGCACUACUGAAAUGGCUAACAGAACAAACUCCUCUGAGUAUUUUUGGUCAUAUGAAUAUUAUUGGGAUUAUAUAGAUCCGAUUCCAGUAGAUGGAAGCAAGUUGAAGGUUAAUAAAUAUUCUAUUGUCAUAGCCUUUUGGGUUGGGCUUGCUGCGUUUGUGACGUUUCUUUUCCUUAUUUUACUGUAUAUGUCCCGCUCUGGAUCAACUCCAGUAAACAAGAAGAGAGAUGUCUUGAAUAUGCCUGCACCAGAGCAAAUAAAACCCUAAAUCUGAUCACCUGUGGUGGGCCUGUUGCUGAGACUUCUG